UAUCAUUUAUUUAAAAAAAAAAAAAAAACUGGCGUAAUAUCCUCUGGCGUAACCAAGAGAGGAGGACAAGCAAUGGCCAUGGGAGAGGAGAAGGUGAAGACUGAAGCCAUGCAGAUGAUAGGAAUGUUUCAAAUUUUGCCCAAAUUGGUCGUCUUUGACCUCGAUUAUACUCUCUGGCCUUUCUACUGUGAAUGCAGCUCAAAACGUGAAAUGCCAUCUUUGUAUCCCCAUGCUAAAGGCAUAUUAUAUGCACUCAAGGACAAGAGAAUAGAUGUAGCAAUUGCUUCACGAUCACCAACCCCAGAUAUUGCAAAAGCAUUUCUUGGAAAAUUGAGCAUCAAAUCAAUGUUUGUAGCCCAGGAGAUAUUUUCCAGUUGGACUCACAAGACUGAACAUUUCCAGAGGAUUCAUUCAAGAACUGGGGUACCCUUUAAGUCAAUGCUCUUUUUUGAUGAUGAGGAUAGGAACAUCCAAGCGGUUUCAAAGAUGGGAAUAACGAGCAUUCUAGUAGGUAAUGGGGUCAAUCUUGGAGCAUUGAGACAGGGGCUCAUAAAAUUCUCUCAAAAUGUCAAUAAAUGUGAGAAGAACAAGCAAAAAUGGCUGAAAUUUUCACAAAAUUCAAAGAAGAAAGAGCAAGAAUGAAGGAAAUAGAUAUUUAUGACAUUGAAAGUUAAACCAAUCAAGGACUUCUUGUGAUCAUUAAUUUUUAUAGCAAAAUUUGUUAUAUUAAUUAUACCAAAGAAAUGCUUUUGUGGCAUUAUCAGUGUUUAUUGUGAUAUAUACUUUUUAGAGUAAUUCAAUAGAAUUGAAAAUAUACACAGGAUUUCAUUCCUGUUUAUUCA
Messenger RNA from Hevea brasiliensis (rubber tree), 842 nucleotides. RefSeq lists its product as uncharacterized. Bases 73 to 642 code for a protein of 189 amino acids. The transcript has 4 exons. NCBI's taxonomy places the organism in Eukaryota, Viridiplantae, Streptophyta, Magnoliopsida, Malpighiales, Euphorbiaceae. The record is from RefSeq and is a predicted model, not a curated record. Gene Ontology annotation, molecular function: acid phosphatase activity.